Molecule: messenger RNA, 3759 nt
Organism: Planococcus citri (citrus mealybug)
Lineage: Eukaryota; Metazoa; Arthropoda; Insecta; Hemiptera; Pseudococcidae
Product: integrin alpha-PS2-like
Exons: 20
Coding region: 217-3444 (1075 amino acids)
Biological process (GO): cell adhesion mediated by integrin; cell-cell adhesion; integrin-mediated signaling pathway
Cellular component (GO): external side of plasma membrane; integrin complex
Molecular function (GO): integrin binding
Source: RefSeq, a predicted model, not a curated record
GUUGUAAUUGCGCCAGUUUGGCGAAAAUUCUGAUUAAUAAGUAAUUUAUAAGUCAGGGUAUUCCUCAUACAAAUGAAUCGAUUGGAAAAAUCACGAUGUUGAUAAUAUUCGUGUGGUUUGGUUUGAAAUAGCAUCUCGAAAAUGCUUUCUCUCGAAAAAUUCGCGAUGUGUGGUUGAUUCUGUGUUGUGCGGUUUUUUGAUUUUUUUUUCUUCAAGAUGUUGAUUGGUUAUGAAGCUCGCGAUAUUGGACAUUAUUGGAAGAUAUUGCGCGGGAGUUUCGUUAUUAUCGCGGUUGUAUUCUCGUUCACCGGCACUUUUGCGUUCAACUUGGAUUUGAGUUCUCAUGUUACCUACAAUGGGCCACCAAAUUCCUCCUUUGGAUUCGCUGUAACAGGAUAUAUUGAUUACAGCAACACAAGCUUAGUACUCAUCGGAGCACCACAAGAUACAGACACACUCGAAGGAUCAAAUUAUACAGGUGGUGCUGUGUACAGCUGCGAUGCGGAUAAGCCGAAUAAGUGCCAAAAAGCCAAAUUUCCUGGUGGGCAGAAUUUAACAGGCGAGAAUCGAACACAACAAUGGCUAGGCGCAACUUUGACAAGUACUGGAUACAAGGGAAUCGUAGUGGCUUGUGCUCCAAGAUACUAUGUUAAAGAUAAUGAGUAUUCCAGCCCCACUGGACUUUGUUACUAUACACCAAACAACGGGCAAUUAGAUUUCAGCGAGAUUUACAGUCCUUGUCGAUAUCGUUCAGUAAAAGAUGCAAGUUAUUCAGGUUUAGGUUUCGGUCAGGCUGGUUUCAGUGCUUCGAUAGCAAAAGAUUCACUCAGAAUUUACGUAGGAGCAGUUGGCACUAAUAGUUGGAACGGCAUGGCGUUCGCAAGGAACGUCAAAGGUCUUCCUUUUGCGAGUAAUACCUCAAAGGAGAUGCCAAAUUCCACAGACUCAUACAUAGGAUAUUCCAUGACAAGUUUGAAUUUUUUUGAUAAAGGCAAAUUAGGCAUUGCAGUAGGCAUUCCAAGAGCGCUCGAAGUAUACGGACAGGUAGCAAUAUUCACACCACUUCUCGAACGAGUGAAGACUUUGAGUGGCCAAAAAUAUCCGGAUUAUUUUGGAUACUCGAUGUGUGCCUCAGACGUGGAUGGAGACGGAGCAGACGAUUUAAUCAUAGGAGCGCCAAUGCACGCUAAUGGAAAAAAUGAUAAGGAUUACGAAAUAGGGCGAAUUUACGUUUAUUAUCAAGGUAAAAUCACGUGUAAGAAAAUGGAUUCAAAAUGCGGAGAAAAAAUGUUCGCAAGAAACGAAACCAUAGAUGGAUUGGAAUCAGGAGCACGGUUUGGUUCAGCUUUAGCCUCGCUGGGUGACAUAAACAAGGACGGAUACGAAGAUAUUGCAGUGAGUGCUCCGUACCAAGGAUCUAACAAAAAUAAUAAUUGCACAAGUGCAACUCCGACGACAGGGGUUGUUUACAUUUACCUCGGUUCAGAAAACGGUCUGAGCGAAAAGCCUUCGCAAGUAAUCAAAGCUUCAGAUGUGGCUCACUUGCGAAAAACAUCUCAAUUAAGCGCCUUCGGUCAUUCAUUAUCUGGAGGAGUGGAUCUGGAUGAAAAUAAAUACCCUGAUUUGAUAGUCGGCGCAUACGAAUCUGAUGCAGUGUUUCUCUUCAAAUCUCGACCAGUAAUCAAUGUAACAGCGAGUCUUUCUUUUUUGGUUAAGAAAACAAAGCGUGGAAACGUUCCCUUGGAUAGGAAUACAUGUACUUCUGAGACGAAAAAUAAAAACUAUGCUUGUGUCAAGCUCAAAAUCUGCAUGCAGUACAGCGGUGUCGGCGUUGAAGAUCAAAUUGAUAUCUCCACAAACAUUACGCUCGAUACAAAAUAUGGAGAUACUUCCAGGAUGCGCUUCUACAAGACCAAAAAUAGCACCUUAAAAUUGCCUUUUCAGUUGACUAAAAACAAAAAAAAAUGCGAAAACGAAACAGUUUAUGUCGAUAAUAAAGACCCGGAUAUUGACGAAGUCACUCCCUUGGAAGCUUCCCUGGACUAUGAACUUGUUGAAUCGAAUAACAAGAACGCACUUUCCAGCAUACUAAAUUUCGGACCCAGAACUCUUACAGACAGCUUCAACAUUUCUAGGAACUGUGGCGAUGAUGAAAUCUGUCAUCCAAAUUUGAAUUUGACUAUUAUUCCGAACAUCACACAAUAUGAGCCACUUUCUAAAGUAGACUCCUUGAACCUUCAAGUAUUGGUGAAGAAUAACGGAGAAUAUUCGUAUAGGAGUCGGUUCAUUUUGCAAGUGCCAAAAGGCCUUGAAUUUUAUACUUAUGAAAACUCUCCUCUAACUGAUAAAUUCGCUAACUUGAUAAAUCUUGAUGGUGAAAACAUCACUUUCAGCAUUGGUAACCCUUUACCAGAAAACCAAAAGGUCAAUUUCAGUGUAAUCUUGCGCAUAAACAAGACUUUUGAAGGUCUGAGCUCCACGUUUCACUUUUGGGCUAAGGUGAACAGUAGCGAUCCGGAAAAAAAUGAGACUCUGAAAGAUAACAUAUUUUCGUUGGACAUUCCCAUCCGAGAGAUAGUCAAUAUACAGAUCAACAGCGCCACAAACGGUCCAGUUACCUAUAAUCCCUCGCAGUACAGGACGGAACCCGUUCGAAAAGAUACAGAUGCUGGACCGAAAGCUAUACAUCAAUAUAUCAUUAAAAAUUCAGGCACUGCAAACCUAAGUGAAGUCAGUGCGAUAUUUUUCUGGCCGGUGAAAUCAACGAAUGGUGGAGAUUUGUUGUAUCUAAUGGAGCAACCGCGGACUCAAGGUCCAAUUCAAUGCGAUUAUGUUACAAAUGUGAACUAUAAAAAUCUAACUAAAACACUUUCUUACAACGAUACAAUCACAUGGGCCAAUAAUAGUAAAUCAUAUUCAACUGAUGAUCCCAAACUGCAACGUUCCACAAAUCAAGCAUUUUCUAAAGAUACAUCCAACAAUACAGUUUCAAUUAAUGGCACAAAUCAUUUGUAUCAAAAAGUUCGAUGCACAAUCACAAAUUUAGCAAGAGAACAAAAUGUUUCAGUAUUAUUUCCAUCCGUUAUUUGGAUAGAAACAAUUAAAAAGAUUGCAGGUUUGAGAUACAAGUCCAUUGAAAUCGGCUCUUGGGUUGAAGUAAAUGUCACCAAGUUACCACGAACGGUUACAAAAAUAUCCGAGAAGCCAUACCGCAAAGAAGCAAUAACUACUAUCGAAUUGACCAAGUCUCUUAAACCUGAUGUGAUUCCUCUGUGGAUUGUUGUCGGAUCGUCUGUCGUGGGUGUUCUCAUAUUAAUGUCAAUGAUCUAUGGCUUGUAUAAGUUGGGUUUCUUCGAGAGAAAUCGUCCCCCGACAUCUCCAACAGCAGAAAACCCCAACAUUGAUGAUUUUACGUCAGACGAUGAAGAAGAAGCAGAAUUGUAACUUUCAUCACCACAAUGGCUCGGCCUCAGUGGGCUGAACUUUGGCUCAGUAUUAUACUCGAGAGUCUAUUUAGGUAGUCAAUAUUUUUUGGGAUCAUUGUAUACUCGAGAACUGUAGGUACAUAAUCAAGUGCCUAACCAAUUUUACUGAUAAUUGAUCAAUUGGUGGAUAUAGGGGAAAAAUUACUCAAGAGCAAUCCACACUAUACUCAAGAACAUAAAUGUGAUCUCAAUAGUUCCUAUAUUGUUUAGUACAUAUUAACACAAAUGUUUAAUUUUAAAAACUGUACAUGCAAAUAUAUUCAUUUUAUUUAUA